AUGAGCCGCAGCCUAGUGUGUGUGCAGGUGCUGGUUCGCGAAGAGGCGAAUAUUCAUGCUGUGAACAUGGAUGCAGAGACGCCGUUGCAUUUUGCGGCCGGGGAAAGGAGUGAAUGGGUUGAGGAAAAGAGGGAGGAUGAAACAGCGUUGUUGAAAUACUUGAUUGCCGCAGGGGCAGAUAUCAAUGCUCUUACUUCAACCAGGGAGAGCCCACUAUGGUACGCUGUUCAGGCAGAUAACCUUCCUGCUGUCAGGGAGCUACUUGCUGGCUCUACGGAUAUCCAGCUCCGUAAUCCCUAUGGAGAGACCGUGCUGCAUGAAGCCGCAUACCGUAGUUCGCUAGCUGUGGUACAGAUGCUAGUAGAAGCUGGCGUGGAUGUCCAAGCUCGGAGCAAGACAAUGGAUCUAUUCUGCACCGCGCAGCAGAAGGCGGUCGUGUGGAUACUGUUCAAUGGAUAUUAG
Molecule: messenger RNA, 462 nt
Organism: Aspergillus viridinutans
Lineage: Eukaryota; Fungi; Ascomycota; Eurotiomycetes; Eurotiales; Aspergillaceae
Product: ankyrin repeat domain-containing protein
Exons: 1
Coding region: 1-462 (153 amino acids)
Biological process (GO): positive regulation of transcription by RNA polymerase II
Cellular component (GO): nucleus
Molecular function (GO): transcription cis-regulatory region binding; protein binding
Source: RefSeq, a predicted model, not a curated record